Molecule: messenger RNA, 285 nt
Organism: Soboliphyme baturini
Lineage: Eukaryota; Metazoa; Nematoda; Enoplea; Dioctophymatida; Soboliphymatidae
Source: the annotation of a GenBank genome assembly
AUGUCAUACCCACCUGUGACCCGGUUCGAGACUGUGGCCGCGGCGCCGUGUCUUGUUCUGUCAUCGGUCAAAGCGUCCACUGCCUGUGUAGAUCUGGCUACACAGGACAGCUUUGCAACGUAUGUGUUCCUACAAUGCAUAAUGAGGGACGAACUCAUUCGCUUAACUGUCUUCGACAUUCGCCCCCAGAGGGUAGCGAUGUAUGGUUGUUUCUUCGAUCUUCGCAUCUUCCUUAAUAAUAAGUACAAGAUUGACGACAUGCUGAAGUCGAUCGCCACCUUAUAA